AUGCGCUGGCUGAGGGUCUGGAGCCACCUUCUCCUGCCCUUGUUCCUCUCGCUAGCUCUCAUCCAGCUGUUUAUCUCCGACCAUAAAAGUACGAAAACCCUCCAACUCUGGAACCGGCAGUUAGAAGCAAAGCACGUAGAAAUGGACUGUGCUCAAAAGCAAACUUGUCCAUCGUGUACCCGAGACAAGAGAUGCAUUUGGUGCCGAGAAGAAAGAGUCUGCAAAAAGUACUGCUUCCCAUACUCUGACUGCAAAUUCAACUCCAUAUUCUGGGCGAACUGCAGAGUUGACCUGUUUGGAAUCACGAUGCUGAUACUGGUUGCAUUAUUAGCAGUAGGAUUCUUGUGGUAUUGCCUCGCCUACCACUUAUACAUGCAGGAGCGGCAGGCCUUUUAUUAUGCAAGAAAUGGACCAGUUCCUGGUUACGGCGACGGGAAUGCUAUUGAUAAAUUUAAAGGAAAGACAAUAAACGCUAUUGAGGAAAAACAAAGCAUUGAUCUAGCAAUGGCAGAAACAGGAGGUAAAGAGUCCAGGUCCAGAGGAACAGGAAAAGAGAAGGAGAACAGCCACGUGGGGUGCCGCUCCCUGAAAGAGGCCCACAGGCCUGCUGGAUUUCAGCAGCGGCGUUGGCAGGAGUCCCGCGUGUAA
Messenger RNA from Alexandromys fortis (reed vole), 648 nucleotides. It is a transcript of the gene Pttg1ip2, whose product is annotated as PTTG1IP family member 2. The transcript is spliced from 6 exons. NCBI's taxonomy places the organism in Eukaryota, Metazoa, Chordata, Mammalia, Rodentia, Cricetidae. Gene Ontology annotation, cellular component: nucleus; cytoplasm. Bases 1 to 648 code for a protein of 215 amino acids. Gene Ontology annotation, biological process: protein import into nucleus. The record is from RefSeq and is a predicted model, not a curated record.